This is a messenger RNA of Heterobasidion irregulare TC 32-1, 1113 nucleotides long. RefSeq lists its product as uncharacterized. The coding region runs from base 1 to 1113 and encodes 370 amino acids. NCBI's taxonomy places the organism in Eukaryota, Fungi, Basidiomycota, Agaricomycetes, Russulales, Bondarzewiaceae. The record is from RefSeq and is a predicted model, not a curated record. The transcript has 3 exons.
AUGUCAACUUCCCCUGGGGACCCCGGGAUCUACGGAGCUCGCCCCGGUGGGGUCAGUCCCGUGCCUGUUUCAUCCCCGCCCCGCCCUUCUGCCCGCCCUGCUUGUGCGCAGAACGUCUCUUCCCCGCCGGCUAAUACUUUCCUCUUCCCUGCCCAUCUCAUUCCCUCCCGCACUCCUCCCACUCCCUCUCCUCACAAAAUUCUGGCAUAUCCUACCGCAGUCCAGCGUCGCCUUUCCCCACUUUCCCCAGAGGCACACUCACUUUUCCAUCGAUCCCCAUCUGAUACUGUCGCCCGCCGAUCACUGCGCUGCUGGAGUCGCCUUGCCUCUCAGUACCCCUCCGCUUCUAAGCUCUCGUAUCUCCGCAUCCUCCAAUCCAUAUUCCUGCCGCAGGCUGCUGUCCGCUCGGCACCAGUCUCACACCCCCCUUGCUCGCCUGUCCUCGACUUGAGCUGUCAGGGCCCGCUCUGCGUUCGUUCCGAAUUCCGAACCGAGCUCGCUACACCCGCUUCCCGACACCUCCAUAAUGGAACAGAUCCGGAUCCGGGUCAUCUCGCCCCGACGUUCUUGCUGCCAGCAGCUCUGCACCACCUACCACCUCUCGAACGUUUUUGCGAGAGCCUCCGCGUCAUGACAAACACAUGCUCGACGCCUCAACGAAAACAGACACGCGAGUACGCAGAUUGCAACUGUUCCCGAAUUGAUAUCGCCGGACCCCGGCAAGCAGCGGCGAGCGCGUUUGUUCCUCCCGCGUCGCGGUUCUCAGGAGUCAGGCCAGCGGUCCUGAGAUGCCCUGAAAGUAUCAUCCGCUUUCAAGCUGCUUCAUCGAGCUCAUGGUCAGGUGCGCGCGCAGCGUUUGGCAACGAUUCCGGUGUACAGCUAUUAUUCGAAGCCGCACUGCGACGCGCCUUCCCGCGAGCUUCUAAAAGUAAGUACCAUACGGGUUCUGCGGGAUCGGGCUUCGGAGCUUCUCAGAGGCUGCACGCAGCGAGAAGAGAGCCCGAGGGAGCCAAAGCGAGUCGGAAGCCGGAUGUCGUCGCAGUGUCGUCGCCAACGAACCCCCUCUUUCCCCGCACGCCCCCCACACGACGCCCCGCAGUGCCCCGCAUUUGA